This is a messenger RNA of Aspergillus aculeatinus CBS 121060, 1679 nucleotides long. RefSeq names its product benzoate 4-monooxygenase cytochrome p450. The transcript has 9 exons. Bases 1 to 1461 code for a protein of 486 amino acids. Lineage: Eukaryota; Fungi; Ascomycota; Eurotiomycetes; Eurotiales; Aspergillaceae. The record is from RefSeq and is a predicted model, not a curated record. Gene Ontology annotation, molecular function: monooxygenase activity; oxidoreductase activity, acting on paired donors, with incorporation or reduction of molecular oxygen; heme binding.
AUGGGCUUGAUCAUAUCGAUUGCUUUGGUAGCGUUAGCUGCGACUAUCGCUUGGCUCGUAUACACUUACUUCCUCUCCCCUUUGGCCUCCAUCCCUAAUGCAGGAAUUCUGGCUCCCGUCUCCCGUUUACUCUGGGAGUUUCCCACCGAGUAUCAAGGCAAAAUCACCCUGGAGUUACCCAAACUUCACCAAAAGCUUGGUCCCCUCGUCCGGAUCGGGCCCAACCAGAUUUCAUUCUACUCCCUCGAUAUCUACAAGACUGUGCAUGCACCGAAUAGCCCGUUCGUCAAAGACCCUCGCGUGUAUAACCAGUUCGUCCAGGAUGGCCACCCUGCGCUGUUCUCAAUCACGGAACAUGCCCAGCGUCGACGUCACAUGGGUAUCCUUUUCAAUCGCAGCAAGGUUCCCGCGUUGACAGAGAUGAUGCUCGAGCAGAUCGAUAAGUGGAUGCAGUGUUUGAGUCUGGCAAAGAUAAAAGGGCCUAUUGAUCUCGGACCGUCUUGUCGCGCGUUGGAGUCGGAUAUUGUUUCAACAUUUGCUUUUGGUAAUGCCAUUGGAGGAAUCGACUCUCUUCAGAAUGGAGAUGAGCUUGCGGUCAUCAAGGAAAAUGAUCUCAAGUCCUCGAAGAUGCCAGUGUAUGUGAACUUCCCGCUUGCCGUUGGUCUAUGGCACUCGGUCGCAGCCUGGAUUUACCGACUAUCCGGCUGGGAAGUAUCCUCGUGGGCCGAUUCCCAACUCAUCGCAACGAAAGACAGUGAGAAGGCGCCCCGUCUAUCCUUCCUCAAAGUCAUGGCCGGGGCCAGAGUGUCCGAGCAGUCCGCCCUCUCGGAAGCCAAGGAGAUGCUUGGUCCCGGCACCGAUACGACGUCCGCCACCCUAGCACACAUUAUCUACGCCUUGUCGCUCAACCGAUCCUUCCAAGCGGAGCUAGUCACCGAGCUCGACGCUUCCGGAUGGCCCACCGAUAUGUCCGCCCUGGAAGCCAUCCCCCGCCUGGUAGCCUGCGUCAAAGAGGGGAUCAGAUGGACCGGGGCCGCCGCCGCAAUGCUUCCGCGCAUCGUGCCGCGCGGGGGAUAUUCGCUAGUGGGGAAGUAUCUUCCGGAAGGGACGAUGAUCUCCAGUUCCCCGAUCUGGUAUCUCCGCGACGAGACAGCAUUCCCGGACCCCGAACGUUAUAGGCCUGGGCGGUGGCUGGUGCAGGAAAAGAACGACACGACGUCGCGGCGAGAUGACUACUACAUCCCGUUCUCCAAGGGCGCGUCUACGUGUAUCGGCAAUCACUUUGCAUACCUCGAGCUAUACCUGUCCCUCUCGCGGCUGCUGAAGCGAUAUUCCGUCCACCCAGCAGAUCUGUCCGGUGCUAAUGCUUCGGAUCACGAAGCUGUCCUUCCACCGCGACGGGAGUGGGUUGCUGCUGUGCCGAUCAAUCGGUUAGAGGUGGUUCUCCAGGAACGGUCAUAGCAAGGAAUCAUUGAACUCUUUCUGUAAUAGUCAAGCUUGUGUGAGUUGCCAUCUGCGAUGGAAUCCUCCCCUUGCUCAUCUAUGAUGUCUCCUGCUACCGUCGUGGCUGCGAUUGCCUUGCUGGCACGGAAGUCAUGGGCGUGGAUGGAAUGUUUGGACGAGCAGGGCUCCUUCCAAUCAAUCAAACAUUGUGGUAGCAGCCGGCUUUUGGAAUCUAC